AUGAAAGAGAAACCUGAUAGUAUAGGAAUCAUCCUAUGUAUAAGAAGCAGAAACAAAUCGAAGAGAGAAAAUAGUCCCUUAUCUGGGUUUAUGGAUACUCUUGAAUCAAUUUCUAUAAAUUAA
Entrophospora sp. SA101 is the source of this 123-nucleotide messenger RNA. Lineage: Eukaryota; Fungi; Glomeromycota; Glomeromycetes; Entrophosporales; Entrophosporaceae. The record is from the annotation of a GenBank genome assembly.